Molecule: messenger RNA, 1065 nt
Organism: Quercus robur (English oak)
Lineage: Eukaryota; Viridiplantae; Streptophyta; Magnoliopsida; Fagales; Fagaceae
Exons: 1
Coding region: 1-1065 (354 amino acids)
Source: RefSeq, a predicted model, not a curated record
AUGGAUGAGCUGAGGAAUGUGAUUAAGGAGAAAAUAGACCGGAGCCUAGAUCGAAUGGUCAGGAAGACAGAUUCACCCUUCACUACAGCGGUCCGGGAAUGCCUGGUGCCUUCGAAGUUCUGUCUACCACAGCUCGAGCCAUUUGACGGGUUGAAGGAUCCUCUGGAUCACCUUAAUACCUUCAAGACGACUCUGGGUCUUCAACAACCCCCUGACGAGAUCUUAUGUCGUUCUUUCCCCACCACUCUCAAAGGAGCGGCGAGAGAAUGGUUCACUAAGUUACCAACGUCGUCCAUCGAUAACUUCGAGCAGCUAGGCAAUUGCUUCCUACGUCACUUCGUUAGUGGACAACGCACAAAGAGGCCAGCAGACCAUCUGCUUGCCAUUAGACAAGGAGAAAAAGAAACCUUGAGAUCAUAUGUGAAGCGUUUCACUCAUGAAACCUUGGAGGUGGAUGAAGCAGAUGACAAAGUGCAAUUUACGACUUUUAAAGCUAGAUUAAAAUCCAGGGAAUUUGUGGUCUCACUCACGAAGAAUCCUCCUCGGACGAUGGCGGAAAUGCUCCUAAAGGUUCAGAAGUACACUAAUGCUGAGGACGCUUUGGCAGCAAUAGAAGGAAUAGAGAAGCCUAAGGAGAAUGAGAGAAAGGAGGACGAUCGAAGAGGACAAAAAGGGGAAUGGGUAGAUCAUCAGAAUACUGACGGGAAUAGACAAAAAGAUGAAAAGACUCCUCGGACGGUAAAAUUCAUUCCUCUAGUUAUGCCCAUUGAUCAAAUUUUGCCGCAGAUCAAAGAUGAACACUACCUCAAAUGGCCCCGACCACUACAUUCGUCACCAAACAUGCGCAACAAGAAGAAGUAUUGCCGUUUUCAUAAGGAUAAUGGUCAUUACACAGAGGACUGCAGGGACCUAAAGGAGCAAAUAAAGGAGCUCAUACAGAAAGGGAAAUUGCAGAAAUUUGUGAAAAGGGAGAUUCCAGCAAGCCCAGGGAUGACAAUAAGGACAAACAUGAAGCUUUCCAGAGGGAUGAAGACCUCUUGCCCCCUCGCCCACAGAGCGCCAUAG